UUUUUUAUAGCAACUCCGACCAUCAACGGCACUCCGAAACCCGUGAAAGAAAAAAGAGCAUAUACGAAGCGAAGUGAUACACCUAAGGGGCUGACAGAGAAGAAGCGACAGCAGAUUUUUGCUCAGCAGGAAGAGCUUGCCUCAUUGUUCGAAAACGCUAGAAAGUUCGGUGUUGAUCUGACUAAAUAUGAGCAACAAACGCGGAUACUCAAUGUGCAUGAGAUAGCUGAGUUAAAAUUGCUAAUCAAGUCUUCGCGAACACAAGAACGAGAGCAAGCUAGAGAGGCAAAAAGGAUGAAACUCAAAGCCAAGCAUGAAUGGGCAAAGAAAAGGGAUGAUUUGGACUGUGAUGAUCUGAAGGCACUUCCUGUCUACCCUGCUCUAACUCUUCCUCCUUGGCUGAAUGAUGAAGAGACCGUUUUUUAUCUUGAAUAUAGUAAUUUUUGCAUUGCCUUCCUUUGUAAUUUGAAUAUUCAACAAACGGCUAACACAUUAAUUCGGGUAUUGCAGGAACUGCUGCCUAUCAAGGAAGUGCGAGGUACGCAUCGAGUAAAUCUAACCGAUGUCAUUAUGGCAAUUCGAUGCGCUGACCCUCAAUAUAGUACCUACGCUGAUCUCAUGAAAAUUCUUCUAUCGGCAAGGACUGAUCGAGCAGAUGAAGAAGAUGGCGAUGAAGCUGACUUAUCCAAUAAAGACGAGAUUGCCUUGAUACAACUGCAAAAUUGUGACCCUGAUAAUAAAAUACACGGUGAAAGGAUACGAGAAAUGACCUACUUACAUGAAGAGAUCCGAUUAACACAUGGUGAAUAUCUUUUCUUCUACAGUGAGUAG
Messenger RNA from Cylicostephanus goldi, 831 nucleotides. The record is from the annotation of a GenBank genome assembly. NCBI's taxonomy places the organism in Eukaryota, Metazoa, Nematoda, Chromadorea, Rhabditida, Strongylidae.